Messenger RNA from Fusarium fujikuroi IMI 58289, 4428 nucleotides. Its product is annotated as probable ABC1 transport protein. The coding region runs from base 1 to 4428 and encodes 1475 amino acids. NCBI's taxonomy places the organism in Eukaryota, Fungi, Ascomycota, Sordariomycetes, Hypocreales, Nectriaceae. The record is from RefSeq and is a predicted model, not a curated record. Gene Ontology annotation, molecular function: ATP binding; ATP hydrolysis activity; ABC-type transporter activity. Gene Ontology annotation, cellular component: membrane. Gene Ontology annotation, biological process: transmembrane transport. The transcript is spliced from 4 exons.
AUGGCUGCUUCUCAUCUUCCGGGUGAGGCACGCUCAGAGCACAGCAGCCACGACACCAUCGUCGACAUGGACACCAAUCCGAACGAGAAGCCCCCUGCUCCCAAGGACGACAAGACGAGCUCCAGCGACGAUGAGAUCGAGCAGGAGCAGAGCGAGGAGAUGGUGCGUCGGCACUCCAUCGUGCGCGAUCUAGCACGGCAGUACACCAACACAUCAGCGCACUUCAAUGGCAGCCACGCAGAUCUCUUCAACGCAGCCGAUGCGGAUUCACCCCUUAACCCGCACAGCGAGAACUUCAACGCCAGGGCGUGGGCCAAGGCCGUGGCUAAGUCGAUGGGUGAGCAUGGCUCUGGGUUCCGACAGAGCGGUAUUUGCUUCCAGGACAUGAACGUCUUUGGAUACGGUGCUGAGACGGAUUACCAAAAGGACGUUGGUAACAUCUGGCUCAGUCUCCCCGGCAUGGUGCGCAACAUCUUCUCCCCCACAGCUGGUAAGCGCCGCAUUGAUAUCCUUCGUGGUUUCGACGGUGUCGUCAACGCCGGAGAAAUGCUCGUUGUUCUUGGCCCCCCUUCAUUGUCCGGCGAGACAAAUGGUAUCUACAUCGACGAGGGCACAUACUUCAACUACAACGGUGUGCCCGCCAAGGAAAUGCACAAGCAUCACAAGGGUGAGACUAUCUACACCGCUGAGGUCGACGUGCAUUUCCCCAUGCUCUCGGUCGGCGACACACUCACCUUUGCCGCGCGUGCGAGAUGUCCCCAGAACUUACCGCCCAACAUCGACCACAACCAGUACAGCGACCACAUGCGCGAUGUCGUCAUGGCCAUGUACGGCAUCAGCCAUACCAUCAACACGCAGGUUGGCGAUAACUACAUUCGCGGUGUUUCAGGAGGUGAACGAAAGCGCGUGACCAUCGCAGAGGCGACACUCUCCAACGCCCCCUUCCAAUGUUGGGAUAACUCGACUCGUGGUUUAGAUUCCGCCAACGCCAUUGAGUUCUGCAAAACUCUGCGCUUGCAAUCUGAACUCUUCGGCCAGACGUGUGCUGUCUCGAUCUAUCAGGCUCCCCAGUCUGCAUACGAUCUCUUCGACAAGGCCCUCGUUCUGUACGAAGGACGCCAGAUCUUCUUUGGUCCUGCGGAUGAAGCGAGGCAGUACUUCAUCAAUCUCGGCUUCGAAUGUCCCGAUCGUCAAACAACGCCUGACUUCCUCACGUCCAUGACCGCACCAUCCGAGCGCGUCAUCCGACCCGGCUUCGAGAACAAGGUCCCCCGCACCCCCGAUGAGUUCGCCGCCCGCUGGAAGGAAUCCCGCGAGUAUCAGAUCAUCCGCGCCGAGAUCGAGACCUACAAGAGUCUCUACCCUCUCAACGGUUCCAGCGCCGAAGCUUUCCGCGAGAACAAAAAGUCAGCCCAAGCUAAAGGCCAACGCCUCAAGUCCCCCUUCACGCUAUCCUACGCGCAGCAAGUCCAACUGUGCCUCUGGCGUGGCUUCAAGCGUCUCAAGGGUUCACCAGAGGUCACGAUCUUCUCCCUCGUGGCAAAUACUGUCACGGCGCUCAUCGCCUCAUCGCUCUUCUACAACAUGCAGCCCACGACGAGCGACUUCUUCAAGCGCGGCGCUGUUCUAUUCCUUGCUGUGCUGAUGAACGCUUUCGCUUCCGCCCUUGAGAUUCUGACGCAGUACUCCCAACGACCCAUCGUUGAGAAACACGCACGCUAUGCCUUCUACCACCCUUCUGCUGAGGCCUUUUCCUCGAUAUUGGUUGAUAUGCCGUAUAAAAUCAGUAAUAGUAUUCUGUUCAAUGUCACUCUUUACUUCAUGACGAACCUUAACAGGGAGGCGGGGGCGUUCUUUUUCUACCUCCUUGUUUCGUUCAUCAUGGUCCUCGCCAUGUCUGGUAUUUUCCGAUCUAUUGCUUCCCUCUCUCGUACUCUCUCACAGGCUAUGGUUCCCGCUUCGCUGCUGAUCCUCGCCCUCGUCAUCUUUGCUGGCUUCGUCAUCCCAACGGACUACAUGCUCGGCUGGUGUCGAUGGAUCAACUACCUCGACCCAGUAGCCUACGCCUUCGAGUCCCUCAUGGUCAACGAAUUCUCCGGUCGCAACUUCACCUGCACUGCUUUCAUACCCAGCAACUCAGUCGCUGGCUAUGAAGACAUCGGCGGUCUCAACCGAGCUUGUUCCACUGUCGGCAGCAUUCCUGGCGACAGCGUCAUCAACGGCGAUCGCUACCUCAACCUUCAGUACAAGUACUACCACGCCCACAAGUGGCGCAACAUCGGUAUCCUCAUCGCCAUGACCAUCUUCAACCACGUCGUCUACAUCGUCGCUACCGAGUACAUCUCCGCCAAGAAGUCAAAGGGUGAAGUUCUCGUCUUCCGUCACGGCCACCUCCCCGCCUCCACCAAGAACAAAUCCGAUCCCGAGGCCGCUGUUUCUGGCCCUGUUCCCACCGCUGAAAAGUUCAACAACGAAGUUGCCAAUAUUCAAGGAUCGACUAGCGUCUUCCACUGGAACAACGUGUGCUACGACAUCAAGAUCAAGAACGAACCACGACGAAUUCUCGACAACGUUGACGGAUGGGUCAAGCCAGGAACGUUAACUGCUCUGAUGGGUGUAUCCGGUGCCGGAAAGACUACUCUUCUCGACUGCCUCGCCGAUCGUAUCUCAAUGGGCGUCAUCACAGGUGAAAUGCUUGUUGACGGCAAGAUCCGCGAUUCAUCGUUCCAGCGAAAGACCGGCUACGUGCAGCAGCAAGAUCUUCAUCUCGAGACCAGCACUGUUCGUGAAGCCCUUACCUUCUCCGCCCUCCUCCGCCAGCCUGCCUCUACCCCCCGCGCCGAGAAGAUCGCCUACGUCGACGAAGUCAUCAAGCUGCUUGACAUGCAAGAGUACGCUGACGCUGUCGUCGGUGUCCUCGGCGAGGGUCUCAACGUUGAACAACGCAAGCGUCUCACCAUUGGCGUUGAGCUUGCGGCCAAGCCUCCCCUGCUCCUCUUCGUCGACGAACCUACUUCCGGUCUUGACUCGCAGACAUCCUGGGCCAUUCUCGACCUCCUCGAGAAGCUCUCCAAGGCAGGCCAGUCUAUUCUCUGUACCAUCCACCAACCGUCUGCUAUGCUCUUCCAACGCUUCGACCGUCUUCUGUUCCUCGCCAAGGGCGGACGCACUAUCUACUUUGGCGACAUCGGUGAAAACUCUGAGACCUUAACCAACUACUUCGUCAAGAACGGUUCUGAUCCUUGUCCCAAGGGCGAUAACCCUGCCGAGUGGAUGCUCGAGGUCAUUGGCGCGGCUCCUGGCUCACACACUGAGAUCGAUUGGCAUCAGACUUGGCGACAGAGCCCUGAGUAUCAGGAGGUUCAGACUGAGCUUCAGCGUCUCAAGGCUGAGGGCAGUGCUCACAAUGAACCCCAUGACACUAACUCUGAGUCGUACCGGGAAUUCGCUGCGCCUUUCUGGGAGCAGCUUCGCAUCGCUAGUCUCCGUGUCUUCCAGCAGUACUGGCGCACUCCUUCAUACAUCUACUCCAAGGCUACUCUGUGUAUCCAAGUUGGUCUCUUCAUCGGUCUUGUCUUCCUCAACGCUCCCCUGUCAAUCCAGGGCUUGCAGAAUCAGAUGUUUGCCAUCUUCCAGGUCUUCACAGUCUUUGGUCAAUUGAUGCCUCACUUCGUCACCCAACGCUCCCUCUACGAAGUCCGCGAACGCCCCUCCAAGACCUACAGCUGGAAGGUCUUUAUGCUCUCCCAAAUCUUCGCCGAGAUUCCUUGGAACAGUCUCAUGUCUGUCUUCCUGUUUGUCUGCCUCUACUACCCCGUCGGCUUCCAGAAGAACGCCGAAGCAGCUGGUCAGACCGCCGAGAGAGGCGCUCUCAUGUGGCUUCUCAUCUGGCAGUUCCUCGUUUUCACGUGUACCUUUGCCCACAUGGCCAUCGCCAUCACCGACACUGCUGAGGCAGGCGGUAACCUUGCCAACGUCGCCUUCAUGAUGUGCCUGUUCUUCUGCGGUAUCUUGGCCUCGCCCAACAACAUGCCCGGCUUCUGGAUCUGGAUGUAUAGAGUAUCGCCGUUUACGUACCUUGCCUCGGCGAUUUUAUCGACUGGUAUGGCCAACACCAAAGUCACUUGUGCUGCCAACGAGUACACAGUUAUGCAGCCCCUCAAUGGCUCAACCUGUGGAGAAUAUCUCCAGAAGUUCGCCGACAAGGCUGGCGGUUACGUCCUCAACCCCGAUGCCACAUCUGACUGCAACUUCUGCUCCGUCAGCGACACCAACACGUUCCUCAAGGCUCUCAGCGCUAGCUACGAUCACCGAUGGAGAGACUUUGGUAUCGGAAUGGUGUACAUUGUCUUCAACAUUGGCGCCGCUCUGUUCUUGUACUGGCUUGUUCGCAUGCCCAAGAACAAGAACAAGAAGAAGCAGGAGUAG